ACGCAGCUGUCCGCCCCUAACAACCACUCACCUGCUUUCCCCUUUCUAUAGGCCAGCAAAGGUACUUUCUUUUUCUUAUUGGUCCGCGUAACUUAUCGCAACCAAUCAGUGGCAGCCACGGGACCCAACUCACUCCCACACAACUUGGGGGGGUGAUCAUGGAGAAGACAAAUUUUUGUUUUCCGCAUCCAGUUCUCUCAGAGAGCACCGUAUUUGUCAAACUGUUGUGACUCUCCCUAAAUUGAGGCUCUUAAACAUUUCAUUCCCCUUAGGCUUGUAUAGUCUGUCCCUGGCCUACUCCCCCCUCCAGGUGGUACAGCCCUCAAGCUGCUCCACCUCCCAGCCGCUCGCCGGGCCGAGUCCUCCACUAGGCGGAGGCCACUCAGCGCAGGGGCCAUACCAUCUGUGACUAAUAAAUAAUAGGGGGACCCCCCCCCACAACGUCCCACUGUUCCUCUAUUACCUUCUGACCACCUCUCGGACCUCUUGCCCAGCCCUUCCCCGUAGACACGAGCCCCAGAUACGGUGGUGACACCAUUGCUAUGGACCCACGUAGGGCGCAGUGCGAGCCAGGGCAGGACGCAUUUGGUACGACCCACGCCGCGCCCCGCGCCGCCGGAAGUGAGGUGUCUGACCCCCGAAGUUCCGGUUCGCAGGGGGUGGGGAGUGUUGUUAACCAGAGCGGCCGCCGCAGUCGUGCGGAUUGAGCGGGCUCGCGGCGCUGCGUUCCUGGUCUCCGGGCCAGGGCAAUGUUCCGCACGGCAGUGAUGAUGGCGGCCAGCCUGGCGCUGACCGGGGCUGUGGUGGCUCACGCCUACUACCUCAAACACCAGUUCUACCCCACUGUGGUGUACCUGACCAAGUCCAGCCCCAGCAUGGCAGUCCUGUACAUCCAGGCCUUUGUCCUUGUCUUCCUCCUGGGCAAGGUGAUGGGCAAGGUGUUCUUUGGGCAACUGAGGGCAGCAGAGAUGGAGCACCUUCUGGAACGUUCCUGGUAUGCCGUCACAGAGACUUGUCUGGCCUUCACCGUUUUUCGGGAUGACUUCAGCCCCCGCUUUGUUGCACUCUUCACUCUUCUUCUCUUCCUCAAAUGUUUCCACUGGCUGGCUGAGGAUCGUGUGGACUUUAUGGAACGCAGCCCCAACAUUUCCUGGCUCUUUCACUGCCGCAUUGUCUCUCUCAUGUUCCUCCUGGGCAUCCUGGACUUCCUCUUCGUCAGCCACGCCUAUCACAGCAUCCUGACCCGUGGGGCUUCCGUGCAGCUGGUGUUUGGCUUUGAGUAUGCCAUCCUGAUGACGAUGGUGCUCACCAUCUUCAUCAAGUAUGUGCUGCACUCCGUGGACCUCCAAAGUGAGAACCCCUGGGACAACAAGGCUGUGUACAUGCUCUACACAGAGCUGUUUACAGGCUUCAUCAAGGUUCUGCUGUACAUGGCCUUCAUGACUAUCAUGAUCAAGGUGCACACCUUCCCACUCUUUGCCAUCCGGCCCAUGUACCUGGCCAUGAGACAGUUCAAAAAAGCUGUGACAGAUGCCAUCAUGUCUCGCCGAGCCAUCCGCAACAUGAACACCCUGUAUCCAGAUGCCACCCCAGAGGAGCUCCAGGCAAUGGACAAUGUCUGCAUCAUCUGCCGAGAAGAGAUGGUGACUGGUGCCAAGAGACUGCCUUGCAACCACAUUUUCCAUACCAGCUGCCUGCGCUCCUGGUUCCAGCGGCAGCAGACCUGCCCCACCUGCCGUAUGGAUGUCCUUCGGGCAUCGCUGCCAGCCCAGUCACCACCACCCCCGGAGCCUGCGGAUCAGGGGCCACCCCCUGCGCCCCACCCCCCACCACUCUUGCCUCAGCCCCCCAACUUCCCCCAGGGCCUCCUGCCUCCUUUUCCUCCAGGCAUGUUCCCACUGUGGCCCCCCAUGGGCCCCUUUCCACCUGUCCCGCCUCCCCCCAGCUCAGGAGAGGCUGUGGCCCCUCCAUCCACCAGUGCAGCAGCCCUUUCUCGGCCCAGUGGAGCAGCUACCACAGCUGCUGGCACCAGUGCUGCUGCUGCUUCUGCCACAGCAUCUGGCCCAGGCUCUGGCUCUGCCCCAGAAGCUGGCCCUGCCCCUGGCUUCCCCUUCCCUCCUCCCUGGAUGGGUAUGCCCCUGCCUCCGCCCUUUGCCUUCCCUCCAAUGCCUGUGCCCCCUGCGGGGUUUGCUGGGCUGACCCCAGAGGAGCUACGAGCUCUGGAGGGCCAUGAACGUCAGCACCUGGAGGCCCGGCUGCAGAGCCUGCGUAACAUCCACACACUGCUGGACGCUGCCAUGCUACAGAUCAACCAGUACCUCACUGUGCUGGCCUCCUUGGGGCCCCCUCGGCCUGCCACUUCAGUCAGCUCCACUGAGGAGACUGCCACUACAGUUAUUGCUGCUGCCUCCUCCACCAGCAUCCCCAGCUCAGAGGCCACGACCCCAACCACAGGAGCCUCCCCAACAGCCCCUGAAACAGAACGGCCUCCAGCUCCUGAGUCAGUGGGCACAGAGGAGAUGCCCGAGGAUGGAGAGCCUGAUGCAGCAGAGCUCCGCCGGCGCCGCCUGCAAAAGCUGGAGUCUCCUGUUGCCCACUGACACUGCCCCAGCCCAGCCCCAGCCCCUGCUCUUUUGAGCAGCCCUCGCUGGAACCAUCCUGCCACCAAGUGCCAGCUCCCUGUCUGUCUGCAGCAGGGAGUAGUACCCCCAGCUCUGAGAAAGAGGCGGCAUCUCCUAGGCCAAGUGGAAAGAGGCUGGGGUUCCCAUUUGACUCCAGCCCUCAGAGUCCGAGGCAGCCAUGGGGAUCUCGGGUCAGUUCCAGCCUUCCUCUCCAACUCUUCAGCCCUGUGUUCUGCUGGGGCCAUGAAGGCAGAAGGUUGAGCCUCUGAGAAGCCCUCUUCUUCCCCCACCCCUUUCUGGGAGAAGGGGCAGCCCCUCUGAGCCCUACUUGUAUGUGUGGAGUCACGCUGCAGUGCCGAACAGUAUUAGCUCCCGUUCCCAAGUGUGGGCUCCAGAGGGGCUGGAGGCAAGCUAUGAACUUGCUCCCUGGCCCAGCCGUAAGACUGGUACCCAUUUCCUUUUCUUACCCUGAUCUCCCCAGAAGCCUCUUGUGGUGGUGGCUGUGCCCCCUAUGCCCUGUGGCAUUUCUGCGUCUUACUGGCAACCACACAACUCAGGGAAAGGAAUGCCUGGGAGUGGGGGGGCAGGCGGGCAGCACUGAGGGACCCUGCCCCGCCCCGCCCCUCCCCCCAGGCCCCUUUCCCCUGCAGCUUCUCAGGUGAGACUGACCUGUCUCACCCAGCAGCCACUGCCCAGCCGCACUCCAGGCAAGGGCCAGUGUGCCUGCUCCUGACCACUGCAAUCCCAGCGCCCAAGGCAGGCCACUUCUCAACUGGCAGAACUUCUGGAGUUUAGAAUUGGAAUUACUUCCUUACUAGUGUCUUUUGGCUUAAAUUUUGUCUUUUGAAGUUGAAUGCUUAAUCCCGGGAAAGACGAAGGUCUUUCCAGUUUAGAAAAGGCUCUAUACCAAGGAGGGACCACAGGAGCUGGGACCUGCCUGCCCCGGUCUUUUCCCCUUGGUUUUGUGUUACAAGAGUUGUUGGAGACAGUUUCAGAUGAUUAUUUAAUUUGUAAAUAUUGUACAAAUUUUAAUAGCUUAAAUUGUAUAUACAGCCAAAUAAAAACUUGCAUUAACAGUUG
This is a messenger RNA of Piliocolobus tephrosceles (Ugandan red Colobus), 3701 nucleotides long. RefSeq names its product synoviolin 1 (gene SYVN1). The coding region runs from base 750 to 2600 and encodes 616 amino acids. The transcript has 16 exons. Gene Ontology annotation, molecular function: ubiquitin protein ligase activity. The record is from RefSeq and is a predicted model, not a curated record. Gene Ontology annotation, cellular component: endomembrane system. NCBI's taxonomy places the organism in Eukaryota, Metazoa, Chordata, Mammalia, Primates, Cercopithecidae. Gene Ontology annotation, biological process: proteasome-mediated ubiquitin-dependent protein catabolic process; ERAD pathway.